AUGUUCUCCAAACUCGCUGCUUUGGCGGCCCUCCUCCCUGCGACAGCUCUUGCUGCCAGCAUUGCCGGCAACGGCUCGUCAGUGCUGUCCAAUGGCAAAUACGAGAUCUCCUCUGAGGGCAUCCGCGCAAACUUCAUCCCUUACGGCGCAUCCAUCUCCAACCUCUUCAUCAGAGACGCCCACGGUAUCGAGCGCGAUAUCGUCCUUGGUUGGGACAAUGCUACCUACUACACCGAGGACAAGUCCCACCCUCACUUCGGUGGUGUCCCCGGACGUUACGCCAACCGCAUCAAGAAUUCGACCUUCGAGAUUGACGGCAACACCUACCACGUAACCCCCAACGAGAACGGAGGCCGCGACACCCUUCACGGUGGACUCGAUGGUUGGGACUGGCGCAACUGGACCGUGGUUGCUCACACCACUGACUCCAUCACCUUCUCCAUUGUUGACCCUGACGGCAAGGAGGGCUUUCCUGGGGAAGUUAUAUCAUACGUCACUUAUACGUUGACUCCCUACCAAUGGCACUUUAAGAUGGUUGCAGUCGCAACUACCAAGAAGACACCCAUCAUGCUGAGCUCUCAUGUUUACUGGAACCUUGACGGCUUCCAAAACCCUAACGACGCUACGGUCAACAACUACACAGUACACUUGCCUUACUCUGGCCAGCGUGUCGCAGUCGAUGGUAUUCUCAUUCCUAACGGAACCAUCUUGCCCAAUCAGAAAGGCGAUGUUUUCGACUUCUGGUCGUCUCCGAAGAAGCUAGGCGCCAACUUGACUUCCCCCGAUCUUGUUGGUGGCUGCGGUAGCGGAUGUAUCGGUUACGACACCUGUUGGCUCGUCAACAGAGAGCAGAAUGGACCUUACGACUGGCGCGAGUCAGGACCUGUCGCUACUGUAUCCAGUCCUUUCUCUGGUAUCCAGAUCGACAUCUUCUCCGACCAGCAAGCCUUCCAGAUCUACACCUGCCCCGGUCAAAAUGGAACCACUGCUAUCAAGGAGACUCAAGGCUUCUUCAACCAGACUGACCAACCUCGCGUCGUCCAGAAGUACGGCUGCAUGGUCAUGGAGGUUGAGGACUGGAUUGACGCCAUCAACCAGCCUGAAUGGCAAAGAGAAAAGAGAAACAUCUUUGGCCCUGGUGACGACCCAUAUGUUCUCCAGGCAACUUACAAGUUCUCGGUCAACGACGUGGCAUCUACCUCUAACAGCACAUCCAGCUACUAG
Aureobasidium namibiae CBS 147.97 is the source of this 1224-nucleotide messenger RNA. RefSeq names its product galactose mutarotase-like protein. Gene Ontology annotation, molecular function: aldose 1-epimerase activity; carbohydrate binding. The transcript has 6 exons. Bases 1 to 1224 code for a protein of 407 amino acids. NCBI's taxonomy places the organism in Eukaryota, Fungi, Ascomycota, Dothideomycetes, Dothideales, Saccotheciaceae. Gene Ontology annotation, biological process: beta-D-galactose catabolic process via UDP-galactose, Leloir pathway; glucose metabolic process. The record is from RefSeq and is a predicted model, not a curated record.